Molecule: messenger RNA, 1289 nt
Organism: Zea mays
Lineage: Eukaryota; Viridiplantae; Streptophyta; Magnoliopsida; Poales; Poaceae
Exons: 9
Coding region: 163-837 (224 amino acids)
Cellular component (GO): chloroplast
Source: RefSeq, a predicted model, not a curated record
GCGAGCCGCAGUCUUCUUCGAAGGCUCGAGCCCACCGCGUGGCGAGUGGCGACAGCCGCAUAACCGCAUCCUGGCCGCCGAGAGCCCACGUAAUUACCCCGACUGCCCGAGCUCGCCGGCUCGCUGCCACUAACCAGCCAAGAGUAAUCCAGCGCCCACCGCAUGGCCGCGCGCGCACCUCUCAUCAUGCCGCGCGCCGCCUCCAGCGCCGGCCCGGUCCCGGCUGCGGCGACGACCGUGGCCAGGCGCCAGUCCGCGCAGUGUCUCCACGCGAGGGGGGCUGUCGGCGGCCUCUUCUUCGACCAGAGGACAGCGCGGCCGGUCCACCACCUCCUCCCUGGCGCCAAGUUCGGAGCGAUUGGGAGCACCGCGGAGGCCGCGCCGUCGGAGGGGCUCGCGCAGAAGCUGCAGGGGGUCGAUGUGUUCGAUCUGAGCGGCAAGACGGUGCCCAUCGUUGAUCUGUGGAAGGAAAGGAAGGCAGUGGUUGCGUUUGCCCGGCAUUUCGGGUGCGUGCUGUGCCGAAAGAGGGCGGACCUUCUCGCCGCGAAACAGGAUGACAUGCAAGCUGCUGGAGUUGCUCUUGUUUUAAUUGGACCAGGUAGUGUUGAACAGGCAAAGGCAUUUUGUGAGCAAACCAAAUUCAAAGGAGAAGUGUAUGCUGACCCUACUCACUCAUCGUAUGACGCUCUUGAAUUUGCAUUCGGGUUGUUCUCCACCUUUACGCCCGCGGCUGGCCUCAAGAUAAUACAGUUGUACAGGGAAGGAUACAGGCAGGACUGGGAAUUGUCAUUCGAGAAGAACACCAGGACAAAAGGCGGAUGGUCCAGGUAUCGAUAACAUCCUGUACAUCCACAAGGACAAAGAAGCCGGAGAUGAUCCUGACAUGCAGGAUGUGUUGAGAGCUUGCUGUUCCUAGAAAAUCAGUGUGCCCCACGACCACACAGUCACUCUAUAUCUCGUUGUAAAAGUCAGGUUGUAAUCAGCCCUCAAUCUUCAGCGAUCCUGUUCAGGAUGCAUGGGCUCUCUUUUUUCGUAACAUACGACGCACGGGGAACCUUACGUUUAUGUUUUGGUAGCAAGGGGGAAAGGAUUGUAAGGGCUAGAAUCCCCUUGCUAUUUAAUUCUGAGUAACAAGAGGAUUUUAGCCCCUCAAAUUCCUUUUAUUUUUCUUGCUCCCAAACAAGCUCGUGCGUGUACAUAACAUAUGUAUGGUUCUGUAUAGAAAUCGAUGAAGUUCUGAGUAUCUGCUAGGAAUAAUAUAUAGGACGUACGAGACUCGUUGUUGUUGA